Dromaius novaehollandiae (emu) is the source of this 1326-nucleotide messenger RNA. RefSeq lists its product as uncharacterized. Bases 39 to 1322 code for a protein of 427 amino acids. The transcript has 3 exons. Lineage: Eukaryota; Metazoa; Chordata; Aves; Casuariiformes; Dromaiidae. The record is from RefSeq and is a predicted model, not a curated record.
AGGUGUACCUGUGUGAACAUCAGGAGGGGAGUUCAAAGAUGUCACCAUUUAGGAGUAGAUGUGGAUCCACAAAGAGGUCAAGAAACUCUUCCACUGUGAAACUUGAAAUAAAACUUCAAGAAUCUGAUGAUGAAUAUGAUCUUGUCAUUGAUGUGCCACCACUCACUGUUAAUAAAAAGCCAAGAAUAACUAGGAACUGUGAAAACUGUAAUAAGGAAGAAAAGCUGGCUGCUAUAAUAUGUGCAGAAAAACUGCAUGCUAGUGACAUAGCAAACAGUCCUUCCAAGUGUACGGUAGAAAAAUCAGAGGAAAUGGUCACUUUACAAAAGAAUGGCAGAGAUUUAAAUAAGUCUAAAAAACUAGAUGAUGUUUCUCCAGAAAUUAGUAAGAUAUAUUUGCCUGAUGUAAACAUCAAAAUACCAAAGGUUUCAGAUAAUCUUAAGGAGAAAAGAAAUGCCCUUGCUUAUUCCAAGGAAAAAUGUAUGUCUUCAGCUAUUUGUAUUGAAGCAGAUAUGCAGAAGGAAAUUCUGAAACAAAAGAAUGCAGAAACUAAUAUGCUGGUUGAAGCAUCUGUUCAGGGACAUAGCACCAAUGAAAACUGUCUGACUAGCAAAAGAGCAGCACAAUCUGUCUUGAACACUGACUACUCAUCAAAAGAUGAAACUGUAUUAGGAGAUUGUAAAGAAACAACAGUAAAUACAGGAAAAAUUCAGAGCAUAGAAGAAAAUAAAGGUAAUGAUAUUGUAGAAGAUACAUACCCUCAUCUGACUGAUUACUUAAAUGUAGGCAAGGAGGCUUGCCAUAAUACAGGUCUGACCAAAAGGAGUAAUAAAAAAAAUUUCGUUGAAACUGCAUGUGCAAACAAAGAAAGUGAAAUGACUGUAUUUAGUUCAUCUUCUGAGGAAAUGGAAUCUAGUGAAGGGGAUACGGAGCUCUCAGAAUCAGAUGAUCCUAUAGAAGAGUGUCGGAGAAUUUUCUAUGAAUUUGAAAGAGAAGCACAAAAUAAAGGUGAUAAGCAGGUCCUUGGAGGAAACAUGGAUCUAGAUUUAUUAGAAACAAAAGUGAAUGUUCCUGGACAAAAGAAAAGAAUUGCACACACUGCAAAAUUUGAGGUACAUACCAAAAAAGAAAUUGUGCCUUUCAGAGCAUCUUCUCCACAACAGGGUGAUAACAUGAGAAUCCAGCAGGAAGCAAUGUUGUUCACAGCUGCUGGUAAAAAUGAACAAGCUUUUGUUGCUACAACUUCUAGACAGAAGAAAACUACGUCUGAGUUGUCGACUACUGAAGUUCAAAGCAUAGGACCAAUGGGUAUGGCAACAUGAUCCA